AUGCCCGACAUGUACGCCAUCCAGUCAGCGAGCUCACAAUCGGAAAAGAAUGACUCGACUCUGCAAUGCACACCUAACAUCAUUCCAUGCCGGAUUCACCACGACGGGCCAAUUGAUUCAUUGGAUCGGUAUUGGACAGUGAAAGACGAAAAGGAUAACACGCAAACGGCGCAUUUCCGCGGACGCAAACUUCGAGGCCGGCGCGUCGCCCUUCCUGAUGGAUAUCAAGGUGUAGUCGCAACACCCACAGACCGUGUGUUACCCGCAACUCAACGGGCAGGCAGUGACGGCGCUGAGGAUGCAGAGGCCGAGCCCGAAGAACCAGUGAAGAUUAUGGAGAUGCAGUCAACCUUUGAUGAAUUUGUAGUAUGGGGACAUGAGGCUCUACCUGCAGCAGAUGACACUUUUGUCAAGGGAGUGGAGGAGUGGCUGCGGUUUGCGGACGCGAUGCAUACAACCCCAACAUCAGUGACGAAUGGAAAGGAGUCUGCUGCUGUUUGA
Molecule: messenger RNA, 501 nt
Organism: Penicillium verrucosum
Lineage: Eukaryota; Fungi; Ascomycota; Eurotiomycetes; Eurotiales; Aspergillaceae
Product: ribonuclease H2 subunit C
Exons: 4
Coding region: 1-501 (166 amino acids)
Biological process (GO): RNA catabolic process
Cellular component (GO): ribonuclease H2 complex
Source: RefSeq, a predicted model, not a curated record